Messenger RNA from Passer domesticus (house sparrow), 1975 nucleotides. Its product is annotated as cytochrome b-c1 complex subunit 2, mitochondrial. Gene Ontology annotation, molecular function: metal ion binding. NCBI's taxonomy places the organism in Eukaryota, Metazoa, Chordata, Aves, Passeriformes, Passeridae. The transcript has 14 exons. The record is from RefSeq and is a predicted model, not a curated record. Gene Ontology annotation, cellular component: mitochondrion. The coding region runs from base 16 to 1809 and encodes 597 amino acids.
CCUGCGCCCCGAGGCAUGGCCCCGAGGGCCGUUCCGGAGGGACAUUCCCGGGCCACAUUCCCGGGGCACAUUCCCGGGGGCACAUUCCCGGGGCACAUUCCCGGGGCACAUUCCCGGGGCACAUUCCCGGGGCACAUUCCCGGGGCACAUUCCCGGGGGCACAUUCCCGGGGCGCCGUCGGCACCGGGACCCCGCGCGCCGCAGGGUGUCACGGCCCGCGGUGCCCGGCAGGGGGCGACACCCCGCGCAGGUGCGCAGCCCCCGGUGCCCGCGCGGGGGCGCUGUCGCCGCCCGGCGCGCCGCCCGCCGGAGCAGUCGAGUUCGGGAUGCGCUCGCUGGAAGGUCAGCGCGGCGCGGGGCGUGCCGGGAAGGCGGGGUCUUCCUCCGGGACAGCCAUCUUGUCCUGGCCGGGGCCGAGCCGAGGGACGCGGGACGAUGAAGGGCUUCCCGGUGGCCGCGCGGUCCCUCUCGAAGAGAUUCUACUCACUUAAAGUAGCUCCUAAAGUGUCAUCCUCAGCAACUGCAGCAAAAGUGAAAUUAUCUCCAGAGUCUCGGGAUCUUGAGAUCACAAAAUUACCAAAUGGCUUAGUUAUUGCAUCUCUGGAAAACUUUUCUCCAGCUUCAAGAAUUGGUGUGUUUAUUAAAGCAGGCAGCAGAUAUGAAACCACCAGUAACCUGGGAACUACUCACCUGCUUCGUCUUGCAUCUAAUUUGACUACUAAAGGAGCCUCCUCCUUCCGGAUCACUCGUGGCAUUGAAGCUGUUGGGGGCAGCCUGAGUGUGCAUGCCACAAGAGAGCAAAUGGCUUACUCUGUUGAGUGUCUGCGAGACUAUGUUGACACGGUAAUGGAGUAUCUCCUGAAUGUUACCACAGCACCAGAGUUCAGACCAUGGGAAGUAGCUGAUCUUCAGCCUCAAUUAAAAGUUGAUAAAGUAAUUGCACGUCAGAAUCCUCAAGUUGGUGUGCUGGAGAACUUGCAUGCUGCAGCUUAUAAAAAUGCUCUGGCAAACCCCUUGUAUUGUCCAAAGUACAGAGUUGGAAAAAUUACUUCUGAGCAGCUUCACAAUUUUGUACAGAACAAUUUCACAAGUUCAAGAAUGGCUCUCGUAGGAAUAGGUAUAAAGCACUCUACCUUAAAGCAAAUUGCAGAGCAAUUCCUAAAUAUCCGAAGUGGAUCUGGUACUCCUGGUGCAAAGGCUGUUUAUAGAGGGGGAGAAAUCAGGAAACAGACUGGUGAUAGCCUUGUCCAUGCUGCUGUUGUAGCAGAAGGAGCUAUUGUUGGGAGCCCAGAAGCAAAUGCCUUCAGUGUCCUUCAGUAUGUUCUAGGUGCUGGGCCUCUUGUCAAGAGGGGAAGCAGUGUUACCAGCAAAUUGGUCCAGGGUGUUGCUAAAGCAACCAGCCAGCCAUUUGAUGUUUCUGCGUUUAAUGUUAAUUACUCUGAUUCUGGGCUCUUUGGGAUUUAUACCAUAUCCCAGGCUCCAGAUGCUAGGGAGGUCAUUAAAGCUGCUUUGAACCAGGUAAAGGCAGUUGCUCAGGGCGGUGUCACCGAUGCUGAUGUCACAACAGCAAAAAAUCAGCUGAAAGCCAACUAUUUGAUGUCAGUGGAGACCUCAAAAGGGUUGCUGAAUGAAAUUGGCUCUGAGUCCCUGGUUUCUGGCACUCACACAUCCCCAUCUGCUGCUGCUCAAAAAAUCGACUCUGUAGCCACUGCUGAUGUUGUGAAUGCUGCAAAGAAGUUCCUCAGUGGGAAGAAAUCAAUGGCAGCUUCUGGGGAUUUGGGAAAUACUCCUUUUCUUGAUGAGUUGUAAAAACAAAUCUGGGAUGGAUUUGAUUCAAGAUGGACAUCAGCUCUAAGUCACUUAUGUUCUAAAUGAAUUACUACUAACUUGUUAUUUAUGAAUUCAGUUCUUUCAGAAAGUUAAUCUGGAGUAAUUGUGGGCUUGCACUCAUCAAAUAAAGUGCUGAGUUCAUACA